Molecule: messenger RNA, 594 nt
Organism: Drosophila erecta
Lineage: Eukaryota; Metazoa; Arthropoda; Insecta; Diptera; Drosophilidae
Product: selenoprotein BthD
Exons: 1
Coding region: 142-582 (146 amino acids)
Cellular component (GO): Golgi apparatus
Source: RefSeq, a predicted model, not a curated record
CCAUGAGAAUUGUGUCAAACCUCUGAACCUCAGAUUCAGCUCCCCGUCGGGGAUUGUCUCCCUCAUCCUGCAAUGACUGCUGUUCGCUGAAGUCCGUGGUCCAGAUUUCCACCUGCUCACGUGCUCAUCUGCCCACUCGAGAUGCCCGACAAAAGGCCACUGGAUCCACUGCAGCCGGUGCUCUACAUUGACCACUGCCGCUAUCGCCAAACUUAUCGCAAGCAAGCCCUGCAUCUCCAUUCUUCGCUGGCGGAGGCUCUGAAGGCCAUUCAGCCAAGGGUUAAGCUCCAGCUAAGGAUCAACGACAAGGGACCGCCACAAGAUGGAUCCUUUGAGGUUGCUGUUGCCCCGCAGCCAACCGACGAUUCCAGGGCCCGCCAAAGUGUGUGGACUGGGCUGAGGCGGAUGCCCAGUGCAUCGAAGGUUCCCCAUGUGGACGACAUUCUCACCCCAGUUUGUUUCGCCCUCCAGCUGAGGGAUCCGCACAAGGAAUCCCAUCGCCGCAUGCUGACCAAUUUGCGGCACAACGAGGGCAGUCGCGCCAGGAGGAGGGAUAUCAAAAAUGUCUUAAAUAAAACUUAGUAAACAAUGUCA